ACAUAAUUAUUAUCAUCAUUCUUAUAAGCCUGCACUAAACAUUGGCUUUACUUGAAACUGUGGUCAGUUAAACCGCAGAGAGAGGCAUAGAAGGAAAACAUGGGGAGAGCUCCUUGCUGUGACAAAGCCAACGUGAAGAGAGGUCCAUGGUCGCCUGAAGAAGACCAAAAACUCAAAUCUUACAUCGAAGACCACGGCACAGGUGGCAACUGGAUAGCUUUGCCCCACAAAAUAGGUCUGAAAAGGUGCGGCAAAAGUUGUCGUCUCAGAUGGCUGAACUAUCUUCGACCGAACAUCAAACACGGGGGUUUCUCAGAAGAAGAAGACAACAUAAUUUGCAGCCUUUAUGUUAACAUUGGAAGCAGGUGGUCAAUUAUAGCAGCACAAUUACCAGGGCGCACGGAUAAUGACAUAAAGAACUAUUGGAACACUAAGCUGAAGAAGAAGCUACUGGGGAAGCAAAGGAAGGAGCAUCACGCUCAAGCUCCAAGAGUUGGUGGCCUAAAACAAGAGAUCAAGAGAGAGAGUGAAGAUUUGAUGUUACCUGUGGGAGUUAUUAGCCGAACUCCUCAUUGGCCACAUGAACAGAAUUCUUGGCCCAUUCCAGUGCCAAAUGCUUACUCUGAUCUCAACAACCAACAAUCAUCGAUCGUACACAUCCCUGACAGAACGGUCACUGCCACCAUGAACUCACAAUACUCAUCAUUUCACACUUCCUUAAUAACACAAGACCAGCUAUAUCCCUCCACAGUGAACAUGAUCACCACGGACACGUGUCACACAUCAAAUGUGUUUCAAGGGUUUGGGAACUUCUCCAGUGAUUUGGCCUGUGUGAACCCGCAACAAAUAGAUGGAUCAGAACGGUUUAUGUAUGGAAUGGAGUCAAUGGAAAUUGGCAAUGGUAGCACAAACACGACUUCAACGGAAAGCACUAGUUGGGGAGAUAUAAGCUCUUUGGUUUACCCGCCUUUGGUUUCUAACUAUGAAGCUUGCCAACAAAGAAUAAUACCUCAAGAUGUUACUUUCGAGGGGUCUAGUUACUUCGCGAUGCAAACUCAAUAACAACUCCCUACCUGGGGUUUUUUCUAUAAAUUUUAUCGUUAUAGCUCAGAAAAAAUGUAUCCAACAAAACCCUAAAGAGUUCACUUUAGCUUAGAAAUUUUCUCCUUUUUUUUUGUUGUUUCUUGUUUUGUUCCAACUGCUUGUAACUUCGAAUAGCCGCGUUAAGAUUUUUUUGAAUAAAUUUCCCCCGCGUAUUCUUAGAA
Molecule: messenger RNA, 1265 nt
Organism: Vigna unguiculata (cowpea)
Lineage: Eukaryota; Viridiplantae; Streptophyta; Magnoliopsida; Fabales; Fabaceae
Product: transcription factor RAX1-like
Source: RefSeq, a predicted model, not a curated record